This is a messenger RNA of Paramecium sonneborni, 1055 nucleotides long. The record is from the annotation of a GenBank genome assembly. Lineage: Eukaryota; Ciliophora; Oligohymenophorea; Peniculida; Parameciidae.
AUGAGUAAGAUAGUAAAAUAACGAGUAAGUAUGCAUGAUGAAUCAACUAGUUUAUCAAUAUAAUCUAAGAAUGUAAGCAAAAAAAGUAAUAAUUUUCAAAUAUAUAAUGAAUAGAAAAGUAAAACCACAAAUAAAAAGCAAUAAAAGAACUAAUUUGCAUAGUAUCAGUACCAAAAUCAUUAAAAGAGCGUGUUUAUAUAAAAUCAGAUGUAGAACUAAAAUUAGCACUUAAUUAUAUUCCAGAACAUUGCUUAGGAAAUCUAAAAGAAACACCCUGUACUUACAAUCACAGAGUAUCACGCACAGAUUAACUAGAUGAUGUGUAUUUUUAUACAUUAGAGCUUCUUGAUGAACCAAAUUAUUCAUUUGAAUAAAUAGUUAAUCUUCUAUCAAAAUUAGAGGAUCCCUGUGCUUAAAUUGCUAUAGAAUUAGUACAUUAAAGAUUCAAUAUUCUUAAUGAGUACACUUAACAUUAUUAUAUAUCAAAUGAAGAAUUGUUAUAAGUCGAACAAAUUGCCUAAGAUUAUCCAUAUCAUUGUAUUAUACAAAAAGUGAAUAAAGACAAUAGUUCAUUAUCCUAAAGAAUAGUAAAUGAAUAAUUUUAUACACUUAUGGGAGUAACUAGAGAUAUGGUUUCGCAUCAUUUGCAUGAAACUAAAACUCUACCAUCUAUUUUUGAUAUUGGAACAUCCUUACAACUAUGGUGUGAUAUAACUUUUAGUUCACUCUCAGGAGUUUAAUAUUUUGAUCAAUAUAUUAAUACUUAUGAAGGUGCAUAAUAUAAAUGUAGAAUUGAAUAAAAAUAAAUGUUUAAAAGAACCCAAGUUAAUCCUAAUUAAAUUGUCUUCAUUGAAUUUAGAAUUUUUAAGUUGGAAGAACCAUUAAAAUCAUAAUUAUUUAAUCCUUAAAGACUAUACUAAAAUUAAAUAGACUACUUCAAUAAGAAGAAUACAGAAGAAGAAUAUCAACAAUUCUUAAAAUCUAUGAAUUAUAAACAUUCUCCUCAAUAUAAACAUUCUUAACCUUGUGGAUAUAAGCAACUUCCUUGGAUAUGA